AUGGCUCCAGGCUCCAGGUCUGGCCUACCACGGCUCCUGUGUGUCUCCUGGCAGUGGGCACUUACACAAAAGAGUCUUAGUGGUGCUAACUAUGCUAACUGUGUUGUUGCAGGCUGUGGUGAUCUGAUGGUGGCGGUGUUUGACUUCGCUCACAGUGUGUGUGCCCUGAGACUGACUGAGCAGCAGAUGGCUCUCUUCAGCUCACUGGUGCUCAUUAACCCAGAUCGCCCCUGUAUUGAGGAUAGAGGCAGAGUACAUAGAAUGAGGAGAGACUUGGAGCUAUGCCUCAGCCACAUGCUACGCAGAGACAACCAAGAGAGCCUUCAGCACAAACUCUACCAAAAGGUGUCAGUGUUGCAGUCUCUGUGCAGUCUUCAUGUGCAGAAGCUGCACUGGUUCAGCCAGCGCUACCUGCUCGUCGUCCACUCUGUCUUCCCUCCUCUAUACAAGGAGCUGUUCACCUCCGACCUGCCUUCGGAGGACUUCCUGUGAACUCCCUCUGAACUG
Molecule: messenger RNA, 507 nt
Organism: Salvelinus fontinalis (brook trout)
Lineage: Eukaryota; Metazoa; Chordata; Actinopteri; Salmoniformes; Salmonidae
Product: nuclear receptor ROR-gamma-like
Exons: 4
Coding region: 1-492 (163 amino acids)
Biological process (GO): regulation of transcription by RNA polymerase II
Cellular component (GO): nucleus
Molecular function (GO): RNA polymerase II cis-regulatory region sequence-specific DNA binding; nuclear receptor activity
Source: RefSeq, a predicted model, not a curated record